Molecule: messenger RNA, 8085 nt
Organism: Physeter macrocephalus (sperm whale)
Lineage: Eukaryota; Metazoa; Chordata; Mammalia; Artiodactyla; Physeteridae
Product: zinc finger protein 432
Exons: 7
Coding region: 5908-7866 (652 amino acids)
Biological process (GO): negative regulation of transcription by RNA polymerase II
Molecular function (GO): DNA-binding transcription repressor activity, RNA polymerase II-specific; RNA polymerase II cis-regulatory region sequence-specific DNA binding
Source: RefSeq, a predicted model, not a curated record
GCGAGUGUAUACUGAGACAAACAGUAUAAACACAGAGACUGGGAAAGCCUUUUGUGGAAAGAUAGACCCUAUCAGGGCUUCAUAGGUCACAUACUGUCAGUGAGGACAUAGUUGGUAGCAAUGUAAUGACCGUGGAAAAGUCCUUACCCAGAAAUAAGACUUCAGUUGGUAUCAGAGAGUUUACACAGGAGAGAAACUGUUGGACCUUUUAAGGCAGUAACUGUGGCAGGGUUGUCAGUGGUACAUUCUGCCUCAUUGGUUGGCAGGGGAAAUCAUGUAGAAAUAAAACUCUGAACACACCAACUAUGGAAUGCCUUUGGCAAAAUAUCAGAAAAUGCAUGAAGCAAAUAAGCCCUGUGAAAGUGAAUCUUCUAGAGAUUUCUGUCACAAUCCUAACGUAAUCAUAUAUAAGAUUAUAUACAUAGUGUACAUUUUAGGACAGUAUACCUUGAAUCAAAUGCCUAGUUGAUACGUCAGUGACGCUUUAAAUCAAAGGAGGGUGUCUGUGUUGCACAUCAUUGAUUAAAGUUAUAAUGCAGUUCACCCCCCUCAUUUGGGGGACAUGGGUCUUCUUUUCCCAUCCAGGAUCAUUAUAUGGUUAAUUCUUGGAUUUCUUCAGUUCUAAAUUUAUUCAGUUUGUUAUUUCAGUCUACCAAAAGUCCUUCAGAAGGAAACUGAGUACAUUUAAUCUGAUAAUGUAACAUAGCAUGUUUGGAUAUGCUUAACUUUAUAAAUCUCACCUGGAGGAACAAAGCUCAAAAUUCAUGAAUAACCUAUCAGCCAAGCUCUUGCCCCAGAAGACAGUUCCCAUCCUGUAAACACACCACUCAGAAAAACUUUAACAACUGUUUCCUUGACCUGGUCCUGUCCUAGGACCUAUAGAUGAUGUCAGUGAUGAACUUAACAGAAAGUCCUUGCCGCCUUUGAGCUGGAAAUUAUUUUAAAGCUAGGUUUCAUGCCUAUAGCAAUUUUACCCUCUGGCAAAGAUAAUCGUUACAUUACUACAUUACAUUACUACAUUAGUUGAAAAGGACAUAUAGUAUAAGGAGCAAAGUAUCCUGAUAAUUUCCUGUUUAAGGGACGUAUCAGAGGGGGAAAGGAAAAGGAUUUACUUAAUUUUACGUAGAAAAAGGUAUGGAUACUUUUAAAAUUCUCACAUUCACCUAGAUUAUAAAUUCCUUGACAGUUUAUAGAUAAUUGUAUAUUCCCCAGCACAUAGCAAAAUAGGAAAUGAAUUAUAUGUAGAUUUGAAAAAUGAAUGAAGGCGAAUGAAUGACCUCAUGGACUACCAAUCAAAAUUAUUUUUGUCACUGAAGGAAAGGAGCUACUGGCAAGCAAUUCUCAGGCUCAGUAUUAUUCCAAGAAACAUUUGUUUCUUGAAUAGAGGCUCCUGUCAGACUAUAAAAAGGGCAGAUCAAAGAAGGACUAGGAUCCAUAGAAUAAGCCCAAUUAAUGGAAGAAAAUAACGUCACUAAAAAUGGAGGACUAGGGAGUUCCCUGGCGGUCCCAGUGUUUAGGAAUCGGCAGUUUCAACUGUUGUGGCCCAGGUUUGAUCCCUGGUCAGGGAAAUAAAAUCCCACAAGCCAUGCGGCACGGCCAAAAAAUAAAAUUAAUUAAAAUGGAGGAUGGUACGUGAGACAGGUGAUGGUGAGAUCCCUUUGAAUGUUUUGGAGAACAAGCCUUACAUUUGUGCACAGGCUUAUCACCUUUUACAGUUGCCGCCAUUUCAAAGAUCUAAGCUCCUCUGUAACUCAACGAAUUGAGACGUGAUUUAGCCUCAUCAUUCCUUCUCUCCUGGGACUGGGGCCCUUGUCGUCUAUUUCUAUUCCUAGGGUUCUUUCCCUUGAUCUGAUAAUGAUGUAUCCAGCUUAAAAACAGUGAGUCCUGCUUAUAAGGAAGAAAAAAAAAGUGGAAAUUUGCCAUGGAGUGGCUGUCCCAUAAUUGAAUUUCCAAACUCUGGUGUGUGAGUAACUCACUACAACAAAUAUAUUUCCUGAGCAUCGGCACUGUUGUAGACACAGGAUACGCUGGUGAACAAAACAUGCAAAGUAGUGGCCUUUCACAGGAUGGAUUCAGGACAGAUGCUCCUCAGCAAAGCAUCAGAAAUGGAUUCUUCUUCAACUCGGAGUGCAGCUCCCUUCCACUUCUUGUGAAUUGCACACCCUAUCAUGGCAGUCACGGCGUCUUUCCCAGUGAAAUCGUCCGUCUGGGUUCCUGAAUGGGCUCCCCAGGCCUGCCCUGAGGACCAGGUGCUGAAUUCAUCUUUCAGAGGUUGGCAUUCCAGGAUCGUGUUGUGACAGGAAUCCCUGACAUAUGACAACAUGGCUAUAAAGUUCACGUGGGAGGAGUGGCAGCUCCUGGACCCCAGUCAGAAGGACCCGUACCCAGAUGUGAUGCCGGAGAACCAUAGCAACCUGGUAUCUUGUGGGUGAGGACGUGUCCCCUGUGUCCCUCAGAGAAUCUUCAGUCAGUGGCCAUUUUUCUCAGCUGCUUAAUGCUUCAGUAUCUGCAAUGCUCUCAAGGAGUAGAUUCUCAGAUCCUUCUCUGCUCCAGACAAGUGUAUAAUGUUCCCUCUCCUGAGAGAAAAGCCUCUCCUUUGCAGAUGUGAAAACUUCCCUCAAAGGUAGCUUUCUCCCAUCUUGACAUCCUAGCCCAAUUUGAUGUGUCUAAGUCUUCUGUCGUUUCCCGUGGACAGGGUGUCAAGCCUGCAGACCAGAUGCAUCCUCCAAGUUGGAACGAGGGGAAGAACUGUGGCCAAUAGAAGAUGAAAACCGCAGGUGAACCUGUUCAGAAGUCAAGCAAGUUGACGAUCAAAGCGGAUGGAACAAUGCCAUGAACAUCAUGCCUUUGAAAAUACUGUUCAUCCAGCCCAAAAGCAUUUUCCUUUAAGGCAAAAUCAUGGAGAUUCUGCAAAUUUAAAUAUAGUAAAAUCAGAACAGAAGCUAUGAAAUAACCCUGUGGAGUGUAACAGAGAUGGGAAAUCCUUUCUCUUUAUAAAGCAUGAGCAAAUUCAUACUAAAAUUGCCUGAAAUUGGAAAACUCAGCAGCACUAAGGCUCAGUUCAUUAAGCAUCAGAGAGAUCGCAGAGUUGAGAAAUCCCAUGUAUGCAGUGAAUAUGGGGAAUCCUGCAUCAGGAAGCCUCGGCUCACUAAACAUCAGAGAAUUCACCUGGGAGAGAGAACCCCAUGGAUGCAGCAUACGUGGGAAAGCAUAUACCACAAAGUCCAGGCUCACUGAACACCAGAAAAUCCAUAAAGGAGAGAAACCUUACGUAUAUGCUAAAUGUGGCAAAGCCUUCCUCAUUGAAUCACGUCUCAUUUUACCUCAGAAAACUCAGACUGAAAAAAAAAAAAAAAAAAACUCAGACUGGAGAGAAACCCUCUAUAUAUAGAUUGUAGAAAUGGUUUCAUCCCGAAGGUCAGUUUCAUUGUACAUUGGAACAAAGUAUAGGAGAUGAAAAGAGGUAAGAUCCCCUUGGGGUGUACUUGAGAAGAAACCUUGUAUUUAUUUGUUCACAGGCCUAUCACCUUUGAGAGUUACCGACACUUCAAAGAUUCCAUCCCCUCUGUGACCUGCUCAACUAGACAUGUGAUUUUCCUUAUCUUUUUCAUUCCUUCUUACUCUUAUGAGCGGGGCUCUUAUCCCCUCUUCUUACCCAGAGUCUUUCCCUUGAUCUAUUAAACAUAUCCUGCUAAAAAACCUUGAGUCCUGCUUAAAGAACAAGAAAUGGAAAUUUGCUAUGCAGUAGCUGUCCUACAUUUCCAUCACAAACCCUGGAUUAUCGGGUAAAUUUACUCCAACAUAAUAUUUUUAAGCACCUAAACUUGGCCAUCUAAUAUUUAUUCAAUCCUGUAAUGUAGUCAUUAGAUAAUUGAGAACAGAAAAAUUUCAUGAUUGAUUUGCGUUUUACAAGGAUCACCUUGCCUGUUCUAUGAAGAUGAGAUCAUAUGGGUCAAGGAUAUAAGCAGGGACAAUUCUAGUAUCUCAGGUGAGAGAUUCGGCCAGCAUGGUAAUGAUGGUCCAGUGAGAGAAAAUGAAACUGACUUCCAGCUUUGACCUUUCGUUAUAUGACUUUUAUCAGGUGCUUUCUGAGACUUACAAGGUCCUAUGGGUUUGAAUGUAAUUGAAGAAAGUAGGUGAACCUUGCAUCUGUGCCACAGCGUGUGUUCUCAAGAUCUGUUUCCCCAGGGUGAAUGAGCGUUCUAGCUCAGGGCUGGGGUGAGAGGAGGAAGAGAAUAUGAGCUGGAGCAGGGCUAGAAAUGGGUAGCAGGCCUGUAAAUGGCUGGCAAAGACUUCUUGGUGACCUGAUGAAGAUGCAUAGGACUGUGGGAAAACCAGUUCUUUGAGGCCAUUUUAUUUUUUGCACACAAAUGUUCAUAGAAGUUCCACUGGCAGUAUCCAAAAAACUGGAAACAAUGCAAAGGUCCAUCAACUGGUGAAUGAUUAAAUUUUGGAAUAUCCAACAAUGAAUACUAAAGCAACAAAAAAGGAAGAACUAUUGAUACUUUAAAAAUGAUGAAUUUCAGGACUUCCCUGGUGGCCCAGUGGAUGAGACUCCACCCUCCCAAUACAAGGGGCCCGGGUUCCAUGCCUGGUCAGGGAACUAGAUCCCACAUGCAUGUCACAACUAAGAGUUCGCAUGCCACAACUAAGGAGCCUGCCUACUGCAACUAGGAGCCUGUGAGCUGCAACCAAAUAAAUAAAUUUUUAAAAAAUGAUUAAUUUCAAAACAGUCGUGCUAUGUGAAAGAAGCCAGCACAGACACUACUAAUUUUAUGAAAAGAACGCAGACUAAUCUGUAGUGACAGAAGGCAGUCCAGUGCUGCCCAGGAUGUAGCAGGUUUUGCAUUUGGGCUGGGUAAGAAGCACGGUUGGGAAAAGGCUCACACCGUCCACCGUUUCCGCUCACUUUGUGAUCGCUGCAUCCCCGGUACUGUCACUUUUCCAAACCUUGGUCUUCCCCAAACACUUCCACCUGCCAGUUCCACGCCGAGCUCCGCAGACAGCAUUUGCCCCGCAGUACGGACACCGAAUCUCCUCUAAGAUGGCCGCGUCCACGGUGCUCCUGCCCAACGGCGCAAACCCGAAACGGCUACAGCGCGCCGCCAGGUUUUUUUUUUUUUUUUUUGCCAAGCACGCUGAAGUUUUCAUACGGCCUCUAAAUCUUUUCGCAAUUAAACCAGUUAUCGAGGUGUCCAGACGCAAUUUUAAUUUCCCACGGAGCCGAGACGUCACAGCCGUAACAGCGGCUCAGAAUGUGCUCCUGCGCCCUUUCGGUCUUGAUGGGCUCCGGCCUUGGAAAAAUUUGCGCCGUUCACCGUCCACAAGCGGGCCCUGUCCAUUCAAACGAAUGUACCCCCACGUCAUGUUUGCCUUGUAUGAGCUCGAGCCUCUUAAAAUCUCCCCAUUUUCCUUUAAGGGGCUGAGGUACCAGGAAACAGGAGCGAUUUCAGCCGUGGUCUCUCAACGGCCGCCACGCCUCUGUACGUCAGGUGUGCAAAGAUGGCGACCCCAGGGCGCCGAGUCUGUGGUGGCGGCGCGGACGUAUUACCUCAUAAGGAAAAGCCGGAAACCCCCAACGCGUUCACCAUAGAAACGCGGUAGAAACGCCGCUGACCCUUGUCGGUUGGUCUCGGGAGAGAGGGCUGGGCGAGGGGACCAGAAGUAAAAGAAGUUUGGGGGAUAAAAUUAGGCCCUGAAGAGGUCGCUGCAGGUUCAGGAGAGAACCAGAUGGGUGCUAACAAGAGACAAGAUAUGAAUGAAGGAAGAGGAGUUUCCAGGACCUAGAUAUUGUUAUUUCUGGGGAUACUUUGGCGACUGGUAUAUCUAACUAGAAAUUUUGGUAUAUCCAGAAGAGACAAAGACAGAGCCUCUGCGUUGCCAGCUAUUUUCAGAGAACAGAAGAAAAUGAUCCAGGCCCAGGAAACCAUGUCAUUCAAGGAUGUGGCCGUGGACUUCACGUGGGAGGAGUGGCAGCUCCUGGCCCCUCUUCAGAAGGACCUGUACCGGGACGUGAUGCUGGAGAACUAUAGCAACCUGCUGUCCGUGGGGUAUCGGGUCAGCAAACCAGAUGCACUGUCCAAGUUGGAACGAGGGGAAGAACCGUGGACAAUAGAAGAUGAAAUCCACAGUCAAACCUGUCCAGAAACUGGCAACGUUGGUAAUCAUCUGCAGGGUGAAUGGGAAAAUGAAAGAAUGCUGAAAGGUAUAGAACAAUACCAGGAACAUAAUGCAUUUGGAAAUCCUGUUCCUCAAAGCAAAAGUCAUUUCUCUUUCAGGCAAAAUCAUGAUAUGUUUGAGUUCUAUAUGAAAACUUUGAAAUCACAUUUAAGUUUAGUCAGCCAGGGCCAAAGCUAUAAAAUUAAGAACUCUACUAAAUGUAAUGGAGAUGGGAAAUCAUUUCUGCAAUGUAAGCAUGAAGAAUUUCAUUCUCCAGUUCAAUGCCCUGUAAGUGCAAAAUCCAUCAGUAGUAAGUCCCAAGUCAUUAAGCACCAAGGAACUCACAAUGCAGAGAAAGCCCACAUAUGCAGUGAAUGUGGGAAAGCCUUUUUUAAGAAGUCUCAGCUCACUGACCAUCAGAGAGUUCAUACAGGAGAGAAACCUUAUGGAUGCAGUAUGUGUGCAAAAGUAUUCUCCCGAAAGUCCAGGCUCAAUGAACAUCAGAGAAUUCACAAGAGAGAGAAAUCCUUUAUAUGCAGUGAUUGUGGAAAAGUCUUCACCAUGAAGAGCCGUCUGAUCGAACACCAGCGAACUCACACUGGAGAGAAACCUUACAUAUGCAGUGACUGUGGAAAAGGCUUCCCAGGGAAGCGUAAUCUCAUUGUACAUCAGCGAAAUCAUACUGGAGAGAAAUGCUACGUAUGUAGUGAAUGCGGAAAAGGCUUCACUGGGAAGAGCAUGCUUACUAUACACCAGCGAACUCAUACAGGAGAGAAACCCUACAUCUGCAGUGAAUGUGGGAAAGGCUUUACCACAAAGCACUACGUCAUCAUACACCAACGAAACCAUACAGGAGAGAAACCCUACAUAUGCAAUGAAUGUGGGAAAGGUUUCACCAUGAAGAGUCGUCUGAUUGAACAUCAGCGAACUCAUACAGGAGAGAAGCCAUAUGUAUGCAAUGAAUGUGGAAAAGGCUUUCCCAGGAAGAAUAAUCUGAUUGUACAUCAGAGAAAUCACACAGUAGAGAAAUCCUACUUAUGUGGUGAAUGUGGAAAAGGCUUCACCGUGAAGAGCAUGCUCAUCAUACAUCAACGAACUCACACUGGAGAGAAACCCUACAUCUGCAGGGAAUGUGGGAAAGGCUUCCCGUUGAAGAGUCGGCUUGUUGUGCAUCAGCGAACGCAUACGGGUGAGAAACCUUAUAGAUGCAGCGAAUGUGGGAAAGGCUUCAUCGUGAAUAGCGGACUGAUGUUACAUCAGCGAACUCACACUGGAGAGAAGCCCUAUAUAUGCAAUAAAUGUGGAAAAGGGUUUGCCUUUAAGAGCAAUCUUGUGGUACAUCAGCGAACUCAUACUGGAGAGAAACCCUUUACAUGCAAUGAGUGCGGAAAAGGCUUCACGAUGAAACGCUAUCUCAUCGUACACCAGCAAAUUCAUAUUGGAGAGAAGUCCUAUAUAUGCAGUGAAUGUGGAAAAGGUUUUGUCAUGGAAACAGAGCUCAUUUUACAUCAGCGAAUUCAUACUGGAGAGAAACCUUAUGCCUGCAAUGAAUGUGGCAGAGGCUUCACUGUGAAAAGCCGUUUAGUCGUUCAUCAGCGAACUCAUACAGGAGAGAAACCUUUUGUAUGCAGUGAAUGUGGAAAAGGCUUCUCCUCAAAGAGGAAUCUCUUUGUACAUCUGAGAACUCAUAAUGGAAACAAACCUUAACAAAGCAAUGAAUAUAGUCACACCUACAGGAAGAAAAUAUGCCUUGUCCAACAUCAGAAGGUUUCACACAGGAUAAUCUACCUUUAUAUGUACUGACUGUGGAAAAUCCUAUUCAUAAUUGGUAUUGGUCUCAUUACCCACCAGAAAAUUUACACAGGAGACAAACUGUACGUAUGCAAUUAAUGUGAGAAAGCCUUCAACACAAAUUCAGCACCCGUU